GAGGAGACCGCAGGGUCGCUCUGCGGGACGGGGCGGCCAGGCCGGCUAGGGUCGCUGGGCUCCCGUAACCCCCCAGGUGCCCGGGCCCCGCCAGGCUGGUGCCCGAGGGUCACCCCCCCAGCCCGGCGCGGCCCCGGCCCGCGGCUUCUGGCCGCCAGCGCCCAGUGAGUGAACCUGACGCCCCUGGAGGAGGAAGAAAUAAAGAACCCCGUUUCCUCCCGAAGACCGUUGGCGCUUCAUCCCACAGCCGAGAGGUCUCGGCUCCCUCCCGCAGCCGCCCGGCCCGGCUCCUCCCGGCUCCUCCCGGCCAUGGGGAGCUGCGCGCGGCUGCUGCUGCUCUGGGGCUGCUCCGCGGUGGCCGCAGGACUGAGUGGAGUAGCUGGAGUCAGUUCCCGCUGUGAAAAAGCCUGCAACCCUCCAAUGGGCAAUCUGGCUUUGGGAAGAAAGCUCUGGGCAGAUACCACCUGUGGUCAGAACACCACUGAACUGUACUGCUUCCAUAGUGAGAACACUGACCUGACUUGUCGGCAGCCCGAGUGUGACAGAUGCAGCGCUGCCCAUCCCCACCUGGCUCACCUGCCCUCGGCCAUGGCAGAUUCGUCCUUCAGGUUUCCUCGCACGUGGUGGCAAUCUGCUGAGGAUGUGCACAGAGAAAAGAUCCAGUUAGACCUGGAAGCUGAAUUCUACUUCACUCACCUAAUUAUGGUGUUUAAGUCCCCCAGGCCAGCAGCCAUGGUCCUGGACCGGUCCCAGGACUUUGGAAAAACGUGGAAGCCUUACAAGUACUUUGCUACUAACUGCUCAGCUACAUUUGGCCUGGAAGAUGAUGUUGUCAAGAAGGGAGCUCUUUGCACGUCUAGAUACUCCAAUCCUUUUCCAUGCACUGGAGGAGAGGUUAUUUUCAGAGCUUUGUCACCACCAUAUGAUGUGGAGAACCUUUACAGUGCCAAAGUCCAGGAACAGUUGAAGAUCACCAACCUCCGUGUGCAGCUACUAAAACGGCAGUCUUGUCCCUGUCAGAGAAAUGACCUGACAGAAGAGCCUCAGCAUUUGACACACUAUGCAAUCUAUGAUUUCAUUGUCAAGGGAAGCUGCUUCUGUAAUGGCCACGCUGACCAAUGCAUACCUGUGGAUGGCUUCAGACCUGUCAAGGCACCAGGAGCAUUCCACGUGGUCCAUGGGAAGUGUAUGUGUAAGCACAACACAGCAGGCACCCAUUGCCAACACUGUGCACCAUUAUACAAUGACCGCCCCUGGGAGGCAGUUGAUGGCAAAACAGGGGCUCCUAAAGAGUGCAGAACCUGCAAGUGCAAUGGGCAUGCUGACACUUGUCACUUUGACAUUAAUGUGUGGGAAGCAUCAGGGAAUCGUAGUGGUGGUGUCUGCAACAACUGUCAACACAACACAGAAGGUCAGCACUGUCAGCGGUGUAAGCCAGGUUUCUACCGUGACCUACGGAGACCCUUCUCUGCUCCCGAUGCUUGCAAAUCCUGUUCCUGCCAUCCAGUUGGAUCAGCUAUCCUUCCUUUCAGCUCAGUGACCUUCUGUGACCCUAUCAAUGGUGACUGCCCUUGCAAGCCUGGGGUGGCAGGGCCACACUGUGAUAGGUGCAUGGUGGGAUACUGGGGCUUUGGAGACUAUGGCUGCAGACCUUGUGACUGUGCUGGGAGCUGUGACCCUCUCACAGGAGACUGCAUCAGCAGCAGCACUGACACAGAUUGGUAUCAUGAAGUUCCUGACUUCCAUUCCAUGCACAAUAAUAGUGAACCAACCUGGGAGUGGGAGGAUGAACAAGGAUUUUCUGCACUUCGACAUUCAGGCAAAUGUGAAUGUAAGGAACAGGUGUUAGGAAACUCUAAGGCAUUCUGUGGAAUGAAAUAUUCAUACGUGCUGAAAAUAAAGAUUUUAUCAGCUCAUGAUAAAGGCUCCCAUGCUGAGGUCAAUGUGAAGGUAAAAAAAGUCUUAAAAUCUACCAAACUGAAGAUUUUACGAGGAAAGAGAACAUUGUAUCCAGAAUCGUGGACUAACAGAGGCUGCACUUGUCCAAUCCUCAAUCCUGGUUUGGAGUACCUUGUAGCAGGACAUGAGGAUGUAAGAACAGGCAAACUAGUCGUGAAUAUGAAAAGUUUUGUGCAGCACUGGAAACCAUCUCUUGGAAGAAAAGUCAUGGACAUUUUAAAAAGAGAGUGCAAGUAG
Messenger RNA from Orycteropus afer afer, 2196 nucleotides. It is a transcript of the gene NTN4, whose product is annotated as netrin 4. Gene Ontology annotation, cellular component: laminin trimer. Gene Ontology annotation, molecular function: protein binding. Gene Ontology annotation, biological process: basement membrane assembly; cell migration; substrate adhesion-dependent cell spreading. The record is from RefSeq and is a predicted model, not a curated record. NCBI's taxonomy places the organism in Eukaryota, Metazoa, Chordata, Mammalia, Tubulidentata, Orycteropodidae.